AUUGAGCCAAGAGUCCCGCGGCACUCCACGACUUAAUCUCACAACUAUCCCUCAGAGGACACACCUCUAGCAUUGUCACAUCUCAGUUUUGGGAUACUUUUCUGGGCCCUAAAUUUUGUGACGCAUUGUAGCCUCUCACGAGGGGGCGUGGUUUAAUAGAAGGUGAGAGCGAAGUAGGUGGGCUUGAGGCUUGGGUGAGCCGAAGGCAGCAAGCGCGCGAGAGGAGGGCGAUGACUUAUCGGAGGGAAGGGAGGGCAGACGAAGAUGCUAUCGGAGAAGGGCUGGACUAGGAUGGUGGGGAGGCGAGAGGAGCGGGUAUAGGGGCGAGGGGGAGGCACGGCGGGCUCUACUUGCCGAGGAGAGGAACUGCGGGCUUCGCGCUGCUCAUGUGCCUCCUCGGGUGCCCCUCUUCUCAGGUGGCAGCAGCAGGGGCGGGGCGGCAUGGGCAAGGAGCAGCUGAUAGCAGCGGUGGAGGCCAGCGGACUCAUGAGGCAGUGAGGCCGUCCAUUCCGCGUCGCGACGGGCGUCAGACAUUGGCCCUGCAGGGCCCACAACUACUAGUGCGGCUGGAACGCUAAGCGCACCUUAAAGCAGCACGCACUGGUGGACCACCGCUGUCGCCCCUCGCUCUAUUCCCUCACGCCAGCAGGGGUGGCUGCAGCGCACACAUCCAUGGAGCGAGCUGGACUGCAGGCAGAAUUCGGUGCGCAGCCAUCUGCUGCCCCACCUCCAUCGGGCUCCCCACCACCUGCUACCCCCCAAGCAGCCACACCAGUGACAGCUACCGCGGAUCGGAAGGCAACAGAGGCACAAGGCCAUGGGUCAGACACAAGGAGCUGCAGGAGUGGGGGAAGGGCACGGGGAGUAAACGUGCAGCUGGAGCGGCAGGAGGAAGGAGCAGGGAGGAGUGGGAGAGGGAGAGAGCGGAAGCGGCAAGCAAGGAGUGCUGCUGAUAGUGGCGCAACUGUAGCAGCUGUAGCAGCCCAAGACACAGGAGCACCAGUAGCAUUGAAUUUGCCAGCAGCGAGAAAAAGAAUGGCAAAAACUCCAGCAGCAGCAGCAGCAGCAGCAGGAGGAGGAGGAGGAGCAGGAGAAGCAAGCACUCCAUUCAGUAGGAGUGGGGCAGCAUCAGAAGCAGAAGCAGGGGAGGGAGAGGCAGUUCUGGGAGGCAAAGCGUCGGCACUCAUGGCAUCGCUACAUGCAGUGAAUGGCUGCUCCAGCGACCCCCCUACCUCCCUUGCAUUGGCGCACCUGACAUCCCCACCAACCUGCCUCUCCCUCUCGGAGACGGCUGACAUUCGCCUGCCCCUGCUGGCCCAGGGGCAGCGGUUCAGCGAUGCGUACCGAGUGGUGGUGCUGAUCGAGAGCAGAGAGAAGGGGUGAGAAAGGACGGGAUGUGACGGUUGACAGACGGGGCGAGGGAAGCCUGGUGGUCGACAGCAGCACUGUGAGGCGGACCGGGGGAUGGGGCCCAUAGACAGCUGGGAGAAGGUGUGAGAAGUGGGUGAGGAGGGUGAAAAGGAGGAUUGGGUGUAUAGAGAAGGGUUGAGCACUGAGAGGAGGUGUGAGGGCAUCAUGGUGGCGCGUACCGAGUGGGUCGAGGGUAGAAAGGAGUGGAGGAAAGAAAGGUGGAGCAAGGGAAGGGGGUCUGGUUAUCGGGAGGAGGGGGGAAGGAAAAGGAGGAAGGUUGAGGAAAGCAAGAAAUAGUGAGGAGAGAGGAAAUCGAAGGGAGAGUGACCGGGUGCAGGGUCGCAUGCUUUUCAUGGUUGCUGGAUAUUGCAGGUGUCAAUUUAUACAUAUUAUUUAUAUAUAGAUGUGUAGGCUUGGUAGGUUAGGUGUUCUAUCAAUUUUGGAUCCUACUGUAGAGAGGACAACCCCCCCUUCUUGUACCUCUCUCUCUUUCCUAGUUCUCUCUCUUGUACCUCUCUCUCUUUCUUAGCUAAAACCUCUUGACA
Messenger RNA from Closterium sp. NIES-67, 1955 nucleotides. Lineage: Eukaryota; Viridiplantae; Streptophyta; Zygnematophyceae; Desmidiales; Closteriaceae. The record is from the annotation of a GenBank genome assembly.